This is a messenger RNA of Miniopterus natalensis, 2747 nucleotides long. The record is from RefSeq and is a predicted model, not a curated record. Lineage: Eukaryota; Metazoa; Chordata; Mammalia; Chiroptera; Miniopteridae.
AUGAAUGGCGUCGCUGGCCGCCGCGGGCCCCGAGGAAGGAAGUGGGCCGUGAUCUUCCGUUCAGCCCGAAAGCUCCGCGCCCCCGGCUCGCCUUCCCUCGGGGCCGGCGCCCGCUCUCGCGCCGCAGAGGCUUUCGGAGGGUCCCGCGUCCCCUGCGAGCACCGAGGCGUGAGCCGCGUCCUCACUCGAAGGCGCGGGUUCGGGCCCCAGCGAUCGAGCCCUGGGGCGGACCUGGGGGGCAGCUCCGGGCGGGCCCGGGAGCGGAAAGGCCGGGGACCCCCGCUGAGACGGGACGCUGGAGUCUCGGGUGACGAGCCCGUGGGGCGCAGCGGGGAGUCCGGGAGCAAUGGAGGGGGAGGGGAACGGGCGGAGGAGCUGGAGCUGCGCGCCCUGCAGGCCCAGCGGGAAGCCCCGGGCGCCUCGGGCCACAGGCCCCCGGGCCAGCGCUGGGUGUGGAUGAACUUCGAGUCGCCCUCUCACUCUCCGGGGCUGCGCGGCCUGGCAGGUAACCUCUUCAACUGGACGCUCUCCUACCGGGCCGACUCCAACGUCUUCGUGCCUUAUGGUUACCUCUACCCCAGGACGCACCCCAGCGACCAGCCGCCGGGCCUGGGUGCCCCGCUGUCUCGGAAACGGGGGCUGGUGGCCUGGGUGGUCAGCAACUGGGACGAGCGCCAGGCCCGGGUCCGCUACUACCACCAGCUGAGCCAGCACGUGCCCGUGGACGUGUUCGGCAGGGGCGGGAGCCGGCGGCCGGUGCCCGCCGUCGGGCUUCUGCACACGGUGGCCCGCUACAAGUUCUACCUGGCCUUUGAGAACUCGCAGCACCUGGACUACAUCACCGAGAAGCUCUGGCGCAACUCGUUGUUGGCCGGGACCGUGCCGGUGGUGCUGGGCCCCAACCGUGCCAAUUACGAGCGCUUCGUGCCCCGCGGUGCCUUCAUCCACGUGGACGACUUCCCCAGUGCCUCCUCCCUGGCCGCCUACCUGCUCUUCCUCGACAGACAUCCCGCCGUCUACCGCCGGUACUUCAGCUGGCGCCGGAGCUAUGCUGUGCACGUCACCUCCUUCUGGGACGAGCCUUGGUGCCGGGCCUGCCAGGCGGUGCAGAGGGCAGGGGACCGGCCCCAAAGCAUACGCAACUUGGCUCGCUGGUUUGAGCGCUGAAGCCACCCUCGCCCGGGUAUGACCCAGGGAGGCCAAGCCAUCAGCCUUUCGAUGCUGUGCUGGGCAUCUCCUUGAAUGCAGACUCAUGCGACUAAGGUUUUGCUUGCCGGGAGAAGGCGAUCUGCCAGUGUUCUUCGGCACAAAGGCUGGGUGGGUAGGAUCCUGGUUUGGUUCUUUAUGGGUUUUGCAAGUAGGAGUUGGGCUUUCUUGCCUGUUGAUGGGCAUCGGUGUUCCGGAGUGAAGGGGGGCCCUUCCUCACCUUGCAACUAAUCAGUGCAGAGGUGAAGAAACAGCUUAACUACAAGAAGCCAUUGAGGCAGUUGCUGGGAAUUUCUUCAUCUGCCACAGGUCAUAUUUGUGGCCAGCCGUGAGUCCAAAUGUCCUAUACACACGGCUUUCCAUUUCACAUUCCCCUGGACCAAUGUGCAGCAAACCCCUGGUUUUAGAAAGAUCCUUGUUGCCGGGUAGUGGAAGGACUGUGGCCACAAGGAGGUCUUUCUCUUUGUUGGUUGAAUUCCUCAAAACCUCAGCUCCUAAGAAAGGUGUGGAGGGUCGUCCAAGAAUCUGUUGACUGUUUCUGAACAAGUACUGUUUGUUCCCUGCCCAUGAAUGGAAACAAGAUGCUGGAUUGUCCUUGGAGAAGAGUUAAGGUGAAUAUAGAAGUGUACCUCUCUUUUCACAGAUGUAUUCCUGAGGAGCUGCUUUUCUUUUAUUUUUUUUUAAUCCUCACAUGAGAAUAUGUUUUUAAAUUCAUUUUAGAGAGAGGAAGAGAAAUAUCCACUGGUUGCCUCACGUAGGGGCCCGACCAGGGACCGAACCCGCAACCCAGGUGUGUGCCCUGACCGGGAAAUGAACCUGCAACCUUUUGGUGUACAGACGACUCUACGACAAACUGAAUCACCGGCCAGGGCCCAGAAAACCUGAGUUUCAAUCACAUCCCAAAUUCACUGCCCUAGGAGGAGUUUGGUAUUUAAUAAAACCUUAUGGAGAAUCCCUUUACAAUGUGAAUGAUCAUCCCCUAACUAAUUUCUUCUAUGUCUUUGUUUUUCUAUAACCUGCGUGUUUUUUUUAAAAGCAUAUUAAAAUUACAGAUGUGAAAAUAAAGCGGAAGCCGCUUUCUUCUCACUGCUUCCCAGAAAACCAGACUGUUUACAGACAGAAGGGAAGGAAGCCACAGUGCGACUUUCCGCAGUUCCUUAUUUUGCGUCUUUAUGGAAACUGAAAUUUAAACUGGAAUAUCAUUCCUCCAGGGGUGCUGGCAUUACCUGUCUGCAGAACAAUGGAAGAGACUGUACUGCAUAUGGAAUCACGCAAAAGGAAAAAUGUUUCAUGGUGUCUGUUAAUGGCAGUGUUUGUUUCUAUCUGUCAGUUUUUUGUUAAAUGUUUAGUUGCUAGGGAAUGGAACUAAAUCGGUGUCUGUGAUGAACUUUGUCUUUUGUUAAAGGCUAAAUCUGCAGUUCUCCUUGGGCCAGCAGGUUUCCCUCCUAGUCUGCAUAGUGGUACAUAUAUCCUCGUGUUUCUAAUGCCCUUGAGACUGUGCCAUGGGACCAACUUUGAAAAUAUAUGCAUUGACUUUAAAA